UAUUCGCUCACAGGACACACGCGACUUUAUCUUGCAUUAUGGUACAUUAUCAAAUCUUUUAGCUUACAUAGAUCAUAAACUAGGAUGAGUCCAAAUCACUACAUUGGAUUUUUCACAUAACCGUUUUAACUUCAAAACUGAAUUGAAUAAAGGAUGAGGAACUUAAAUGUCGAUCAUAUUUGGAGGACACUGGGUCCAUUAGGGAAAUACCAAUGUAAACAAAUAGCCUCAUAUCUCCUCUCGCUGGCUUCCUGGGCUUUUCAAGGAAUUAACAUUGUCUUCAUAGGCUAUCGGCCAGAUUUCCGGUGCAAAGCAGGCCAAAAUGACACCCGUAUGAGUAAUAUUACUGGAAUGCAGAAAGAAUUCAAACAGUGUGAGAUAGUGAGUUACAUUAACACAUCUGAGGGUGUUUUGGAGACAUCAACACCAUGUGAAAACGGCUGGGAGUAUGCUGCACCGGCCGACCGAUCUUUUGUUACAGAGUGGGAUUUUGUAUGCCAGAAAGCAGAGCUUGGAGAACUAACACAAGUUCUUUACCUAGCCGGCAUGAUGGCUGGAACGUUCGUUUUUCCAACCCUAUCAGAUCGAUUUGGUAGAAAGCCUGUUAUGGUUUUAAGUCACGUGUUCUUCUUCGGAAUAGCGCUUGGAACGGCUUUUAGUGGGAACUUUGUUGUCUUUGUGAUUUUUAGAUUUUUGACGGGCUUCUUUAAUCAGGGGUUAUUAGCAGGAACGACGCUGUCUUUAGAAACACUGCCGGCUGAAAUACGCCAUUACUGUGAAGUUUUGGCUCUGCUGUUUUGGACGUCUUUCAUGUGUCUAGUGUCACCAAUAGCCUAUGCAUUGAGGGACUUCCCCUGGAAGUAUCUUCAGUUAACAUACGCAAUGUGUAGUGCGUGGUCUAUUUUUCAGUGGUGGAUGACUGAUGAGUCUUUACGCUGGGUGAUUGCAAACGGCCAGAUUGACAGAGCAAAGGAAAUAAUCAAAAAUGCCUGUAAAUGGAAUAAGAAAAACUAUGGAGAAGUAAUGGAGACAAUUAAUUGGGGAGAUCUGGUAGAUACUGACAGUAAAGCACUGGCGAUGACAAAUGUUCCAGAGUCCAAGAAUGUAGAGAAUGGGCAAAAUGUUUGGGAAGAUAAGGAUGUAUUUAUUCGUCGGAAUUCGGACAUUGCACAUUUAAAUGAUGGCCAGGAAGAUAGCAUCGUAGAGAAUGGUGAGGCGGAUCGUGAUAUUUUGGUUAAACAGGAGUUCAACCUCGAAAAUUCAAAUGGCGGACAGAAUGUUGGAGAAGUUCGUGAAAAACUAAUAAAAGUGAAGAAAUACACAAUGUUUGAUAUUUUCAAACAUAAAAGUAUUUUGCUUGUGUCGAUGAUAAUGUGGUAUGUUUGGAUUUGUGACAGUUUUGUGUACUUUGGGUUGUACAUGACGUCAUCAGAUUUCUAUGGAGACAGGUAUCUCAACUUCUUCUUGAGUGCAUUGGUGGAGUACCCAUCCUGUUUUCUGGAGUAUAUGCUAUUGGCAAGAAUCGGCAGGAAGUGGACAGCAAUGAUUGGUCAUUUCAUUGCUGCUGUAGGUUUAGGCGUUGCCACAGCAUUAACGUACACUGCUGGGAGCAGCACUAGUAUGUUUGGCGCUGCGACGGCCUUUAUGCUAGUUGGUAAGAUGGGUAUUACGACCGGAUAUAGUUCUAUCUACUUAACUACUCCGGAACUUUAUCCUACGAACAUGAGAAAUAUUGGUCUUGGAGUGUGUUCUUUCAUGGAAAAAGUUGGGUCUAUGAUAGCACCUUUCUCAAGAAAUGUGUCUACUAAGAUAAAGUGGUUGCCACCAUGUGUUUUUGCCGUCAUGUGUCUGAUAGCCGUACUACUUUUUGCCUUUGUGCCGGAAACUAACGGCGUAGAACUUCCACAGACGAUAGAGGAGCUUCAAGAAUGGUACCGUGGAAACAAGUUCGAGCUUAGAAUAGGCAAAAAUAGACACGUAAUCAAGGACACAGAAGAUAGAAACCUAAACUAGAAAAAAAAAAAAAAAGAAAGACUCAGUCUGUUGUGAAUUUCGUUAUGAUCUGCGUGUGGCGGCCAAAGUCUUCCAUAAAAAUGAACUCUAAUGAUAGUAAUGAAGAGAACUAACUGUUGCCAAAAAUUGUUUUGUUUCAUUUUUCAAAACAUAUAUAUGUUGGACAAGAAUUAAACGUGUACAGGUAUGUUUGACUGUCAAAAAGGAUUAUAAUGUCUUAUUCUCUUCACUCGCCCGCGAAAGUGUUAAAAGAUACAGUGAUAAAAAUAAAUGAAAGGCGAUUUAACUGUUUCUUUACAAACCCACUCACCUCAUAUUACCAGCUAAUAUACAUGUGAAUCUUUCAUUAUGCAUUACAGACCUAGAAGUACGCUUUUUUUCAGCUAAUCAAGUCAAGUUAAGAAAAAUGGCGUUAAAAGAGAUGGAGUCAUAAUAUAGAAUGUAAAACUGACCACUGACAAUUUUAUAUUUUGUCAAUUGACAAAAUAUCUUAUUUAAAAAGACUGUAAUUGAGUUCCUGGAAAGAUUAGUCUUUUCCUGGCAUGAAACGUAAACGCAGAAUUUUAGAAAGGACAAAACAAUACCUACGCAAACGAACUUUUUUCACGUCGCACCCUUAGUGCAUCUCGCAUGCUUUAAAAUGUUGUUACUAUCAGAUAGUAAACAAAGUACAAAAAUUAACAUAAAAACUAUUUACAUUCAUUGUGUUGUUGAAUAGAAAGAGGCAGAUGAUCCUUUUUGUGAAAUGUCUUCACUUAGUGAACACCAAAUGCAAUACUGUUAAGAGUGGAGAUACUAUUUGUUUAAUUUUUGGUCAAAUAUUUUAAUUUUAAUGUUACGUCACUCACAAUUUCAAGUAUAUAUGGAAUUUAUCACAUGUUUGACGUCGCGGGGUGAAAUAAAGCCGUAACAUAAAUACAAUAACGUAAUACCGCGUUGACGUCGAUGUCGUUUAACAUAUAGGAGAAUUGACUUGUUUAUGAUAGUUAAAGGAAGAAGAUCAAGAGCGAUGCAAUUCAAUAUGGUGCUCUUGUAUAUAGUGUUUUAUGUUCUAUCGUCAUAUUGUUUUCGAUUUUCUACCAAACAAAGCAAUAGUCUGUACUUGAGAGAUAAUGAAAUAUACAACGCCCCUCACGUCCCCUAGCGUCGACUUGUUGUCUAAUAGUUAGUAAAACUAAUAAGAACACUUUUUAUUCUGACAAUAAAGACAACAAGAAAUACCUUUAAAAAAGAUGAUCGGCGUGAUGUAACUGAAGCACAAGUCAUAUAUGGGCAGAAACCUGUAUUUUAAAUCUUUUGGCAAUGUUGAAAGGGGCCUCUGUGAAGUUUUGUAUAAAUGGGGAUAGUAGUUCUGAAGAACACUGUGUUUAGAAAUUGUGGAGGGACACACGACGGACACCAAACAAUCACAAAAGCUUACUUUGAGCCUUUGGUGCUUAAAAGAUGGUAACAGUAAGCAAACAAUAUUGAAAUACGUCCUAUACUUUAUUUCUGGAAUUGUUGGAGGCAACAUGAAACCCUACCCUACUUCAGCUUAUUAUCAAAUUUGUCUAUCAUUCAGAAUAUGUACAGUAUUGUUUUCACCGGAAAGAUUGAUUUAAAAUUUAGAGUUUAAAAUUUAACGGUAUCGGACAUGUUGUUGCAGGUUAGAAAUGCUU
Mercenaria mercenaria is the source of this 3671-nucleotide messenger RNA. RefSeq names its product solute carrier family 22 member 6-A-like. Gene Ontology annotation, cellular component: membrane. Gene Ontology annotation, biological process: transmembrane transport. The record is from RefSeq and is a predicted model, not a curated record. Lineage: Eukaryota; Metazoa; Mollusca; Bivalvia; Venerida; Veneridae. Gene Ontology annotation, molecular function: transmembrane transporter activity. The transcript is spliced from 11 exons. Bases 154 to 2013 code for a protein of 619 amino acids.